AUGGGCCACGGAAAGGUGACACGGCUCAUGGGCCCGCUGCGGGCCUUGGGCUGUGUUGAUGCCCUCCUCUUUGCUGCAGACCAGUUUGAGCCGGACUACGCCGCCGCCGCCCGUCGGGCCGGUCGCUCCGCAGGCGUCGCCGAUCACCCAACCGAGCAAGCCGCACGCUCUGCAGCCCGCUCUGCUGCUGCUGCUGGAAAAGACUCCAUCGAUGCGCGCUUCAAUUCAACGGUUCUCGUCGAGGCUACUGUGGCCUCGAUCAUCGCCAACAUGCCCUGGAUCCGCAAGGUCGUUGUCGUCACCCCGACCAAAGCUUCGUUUGGCCGGCUUGAGGCCCGUUUCGGCACACGAGUAGAGCUUGUGAGCCAUGCUGAGCUGAUUGAGGCGGUGUGCGACGCGCUGGCUCUGAUCGCGCCCGAUGCCGUGGCGAGCCUCGCAGCCAAGACUGCCUCUGCGGUGACAAGGCUGGCCGACUCGCCGCUCCCGCUUUUCAAUACCCAGCUGUUGGCGGCGUUUGGCGCAUACGUUCCGGAUCUUGCACCUCUCUCGCUUGUAUUUCGUCCAGGUAUGCUUGUGGCCAAGCCAAGCGGCCUCUCGCCGUGGUGGAGCCCGCGUUUCGGCCUCCGCCUCGACGUCGAGCCGCAUCUCAUCGUUGACGACGCAACUCUGGAAAACGCCGUGCUCUCUGCCAAGAUGCGCAGCUCACCAGAGCGAUCGAUUUGGCAUGUUUCGGACGAGCAUGUCUUGAACUCAGAGUGGGUCUCGAUGUACCACACCCGCGAGCUCCUCCGUGACCGAGCGAUUGUCGGAGCCCUCGCCGAUGCUGUGCCUGCUGCUGCCGCCGAGGCUCACGCCGCGCUGGUGGCCCAGAUGCGCAGCGCUGGCUCGCGGCAUCGGAGCCACUUCCACACCGAGGCGUUGUAUGGAGGCCGGUCACUGCUAGCGCCUCCAUCGCACACUCCAAUGCUGGUCGUCCGCCCGCUGGCACAGCACCUCAUCGAGAGCACCGGAACUGUCGCCGACUAUCUCAUCCGCAGCCUCUUGGCCCAUCCCUUUCCGGUCGGCGAGCAAAUCCACUGGCGAAUGUUCUACACCUACGGCGUCCUGGCUGCAUUUUCUCGCGAUGGUCUUGGUCCCGGUGCCGUUGGUGCUCGUACCGUCCGCGACGAGCUAUCCACGCUUCUGCUUGCCGAGCCGAGGCUAUCGCGGUCGUGGACAACGGGUGCUUGGGCCCCGUCAGCCGACGGGCACGACAUGUCGCUGGCUACAACCCUCUCGACUGUCAACGCAUACACUGCGCUUCCGUACGCUGCGCUUGGCCGUCCAUCACGUGCGAUCACACGCAAAGACGUUGAGCGCGCCGCAGCAAGUGCAUCGUAUGGCGCGACUCCAGUCGACGUCCUACUCGAUGUUGACGGUCUGCCCGAACUCGUCAGUGCUGCUGCAAGCUGGUGGCGCGAGAUCGGAAGAGACGCAGUGCUUCGGGAGCCUUUGGCCACAGCAAAGCCGCUUGCACUCCAGCAGAUGCCUGCCAGUAGCAAGGAGGCGGCUGCAACCACCCUGAAUGCGCUGCUUGCUGCGGUAGCCUCGCCCAACUACGUCGCAGCACAUCUUCGACAUCAGCACACGCUCGAGACCCAGCCGCCAUCUGAUCCACACCCGCUGUUUGUCACGCUCAACAUCGGGCACCACGGCUGGCGCAGUGCGUACCACCCACUCGCUCCGACCGACCUCGCUGUCGCUUUUUGCAAGCAGGUCGGGUUCCUGCUGUAG
Messenger RNA from Thecamonas trahens ATCC 50062, 1773 nucleotides. RefSeq lists its product as uncharacterized. The record is from RefSeq and is a predicted model, not a curated record. Lineage: Eukaryota; Apusomonadida; Apusomonadidae. Bases 1 to 1773 code for a protein of 590 amino acids. The transcript has a single exon.